Molecule: messenger RNA, 3534 nt
Organism: Prorocentrum cordatum
Lineage: Eukaryota; Dinophyceae; Prorocentrales; Prorocentraceae
Source: the annotation of a GenBank genome assembly
CGGGCACGCGCAGGACACCUCCCCCGGGGCGUGCCCUCGAGGCGGCCGCGCCCGCCUGCGGCCCCCCGCAGGUCCACAUCCCGAUGCCCGUGGCCACUGGCGAGCAGCGGGCGGAGAAGGACCUGUUCUCUCCCACCGACACGUUCGCGCCCCGGCACCUCGGCCCCUCUCCCCAGGCGGUGAGGGAGAUGUGCAAGGUCAUCGGCGUGAAGGACUUGGACGAGAUGAUCUUGCAGACCAUUCCCGCCGUCGUGCGCAGCAAGGAGGCGCUCAAGCUCUCCGACGGCAAGCUUGGUGAGGCUGGAUCGCUGGCACUCCUCAAGUCCAUUCUUUCGAAGAACAUCGUCGCGACGAACUUCAUCGGUAUGGGCUACCAUGGCACUCACGUGCCGCAGUGCAUCCAGCGCAAUCUGCUCGAAAACCCUGGCUGGUACACCGCGUACACGCCGUACCAGGCGGAGAUAUCCCAGGGGCGCAUGGAGUCGCUGGUGAACUUCCAGACGCUGGUGUGCGAGCUCACGGGGAUGGAGGUGGCAAACUCGUCUCUGUUGGACGAGGCCACGGCGGCAGCGGAGGCGAUGGCCAUGAUCUCGAGGACGGUCAACUCCAAGGCGAAGAACCAGUUCUUCGUGAGCAAGGGCGUGCACCCCCAGACGAUAGAGGUGAUGGAGACGCGCGCGCGCUACUUCGGCAUGGAGCUCAUCAUCGGGGACCACGAGACCACGGAUUUCGCUGCCCUCCCGAAGCUGUGCGGAGGCCUGGUGCAGUACCCGGACACCAAGGGCGUGCUCAAGGACUACACCGCGGUCGGCGACGCCCUACACAAGAACGGCGCGCACCUCGUCGUGGCCGCCGACCCGCUGGCGCUCGUUGCCGCGAGGCCCCCGAGCGAGUUCGGCGCCGACGUGGUGGUCGGCAGCAUGCAGCGCUUCGGCGUGCCCAUGUGGUUCGGCGGCCCCUCGGCGGCCUACCUGGCCACCAGCAAGAAGCAGGUGCGCAGGAUGCCCGGCCGCAUCAUCGGCGAGUCCAUCGACCGCCUCGGCAACCCCGCGUACAGGCUUACGCUGCAGACCCGCGAGCAGCACAUCCGGCUCGACAAGGCGACGUCCAACGUCUGCACGGCCCAGGUGCUGCUGGCAAACAUGGCGGGCAUGUACGCCGUAUACAACAGGGCCGACGGCCUGCAGGCCAUCGCCAAGCGCGUCCACGCGAUGGCGCAGCUGUUCGCCAAGGAUGUCGCGAAGGCCGGCUUCCCGAUCCUAGUCGCCGAGGACUUCUUCGACACGGUGUGCUUCACCGUGAAGGACGCGGCGGCUUUGGUCGAAACGUUGCAGGGGCAGCGGCUGAACCUGCGGCUGGUGGACGCGACCACCGCCUCCGCCAGCUUCGACGAGACGCACCUGGAGUCUGACGUCCGUGCACUGGUGGCCGCCGUGGUGGCGGCCGGAGGCAGCGGGACGCCCGCCGCGGGGCCGGCGGCGGUGGACGGCAAGAUGCCAGAUGCCUUCGCGCGCACAGGGCCGUUCCUGCAGCAGAAGAUCUUCAACUCCAUCUUUUCCGAGACGGAGAUGAUGCGCUACAUGAUGAGGCUGCAGCUGAAGGACCUGGCCCUCGACAAGUCCAUGAUCUCGCUCGGCUCCUGCACCAUGAAGCUCAACUCCGUGGCCUCCCUCGCGCCCUGCAGCUGGCCGGAGGUGGGGAACAUGCACCCCUUCGCGCCGAGCAGCCAGACCCAGGGCUACCGGGAGAUGCUGGAGUCGCUCGAGCAGCAGCUCAACGAGUGCACGGGCUUCCACGCAACCUCCCUCCAGCCCACCAGCGGCGCGAGCGGCGAGUACGCCGGCCUCCUCGUGAUCCGCAAGUACCUGGAGGCAAAGGGCGAGGGCCACCGCAACGUCUGCAUCAUCCCGCGCUCUGCGCACGGCACCAACCCGGCGUCGGCCGCCAUGUGCGACAUGCAGAUCAAGUGGAUCGACGACUCCAAGGGCAUGGACCUGGCCGAGUUCAAGGCCCUCUGCGAGGAGCACAAGGACACCCUGGCCGCGCUGAUGGUCACCUACCCGUCCACCAGGGCCUUCUUCGAGGACGGCAUCCAGGAGAUCUGCCAGAUUGUGCACGACUGCGGCGGGCAGGUCUACAUGGACGGCGCGAACAUGAACGCCCAGCUGGGCCUGACCUCCCCGGGCAUGAUCGGGGCGGACGUCUGCCACCUCAACCUGCACAAGACCUUCAGCAUCCCCCACGGCGGGGGCGGCCCCGGGCUCGGCCCGAUCUGCGUCCGCGAGCACCUGGCGCCGCACCUGCCGAACCACUCCGUGGUGUCCCCGUCCUCUGGCGGCGACCUCAGCGCCGUGUCGGCGGCGCCGUGGGGCCAGGCGGGCAUCGCGUGCAUCCCUUGGAUGUUCAACACCAUGCUGGGCUCGAAGGGCGUCACGGACUCUGCGGUGUACGCCAUCCUGAACGCGAACUACAUGAAGGCCAGGCUGGAGCCGCACUUCAACAUCGUGGCGACCAACUCUUUCAAUAGGUGCUCGCACGAGUUCAUCAUCGACUGUUCGAACCUGAAGAGGAAGAGCGGCGUUGUGGAGGAGGACAUCGCGAAGAGGCUGCAAGACUACGGCUUCCACGCGCCAACGAUGUCGUGGCCCGUGCCGCAUUCCCUCAUGGUGGAACCGACCGAGUCGGAAGACAAGGCCGAACUGGACCGCUUCUGCGACGCCAUGAUCUCCAUCAGGGAGGAGAUCAGGAAGAUCGAGGACGGCACGUGGCCCAUGGACGACAAUCCGCUGAAGAACGCCCCGCACACGCAGGGCGAGGUCGUGAGCAAUGAGUGGACGCACCCCUACACACGGGAAGAGGCGGCCUUCCCCACGAAGUGGAUCCUGGAGCGCGGCAAGUUCUGGCCCUCCGUGGCGCGCGUGGACAACUCCCUCGGCGACAGGAAGCUCGUCCUGCGCCUGGCCGAGUGAUGUCGCGCCCCUCGGGCCUGCAACGUCUGGAGGCUCUGGGGUGCGCCCCCGAUGAGACGAGGCAAUUUUGUGAGGGUGUGUGAUCUGUUGGGGGGCGCCUGGUAGGGGCACCCCGGUGGGAGCCGCCCAGGCCGAAUGGGCGGCCGACAUUUGUGCAGCUGCUGCGAGCUACACUAAGUAGUCAUGCUCCGAUCUGUUGUGUCUGGUAGUAUGUGCUCCUGCUACGAGCGAUCCAGCGGUUCAGCCUGCUGCGAGCUACGAGCAGUAGUCUGUGCUGCAGGAGCGAGCUCCUUCCAGAGCUCCGCGGGGGCGGCAUAGGCACGGUGGCUCCGUUGCUGGUCUGCUGGAAACGAGACAAAUUGCAUGGGGCAUUUGAUCGUAGGUGUAGAGUUCUCAAUACAAGAUAUCGAGCUCCAAGCCGUGUCGCACUUCACUGGCCCAAUUUUUUCCGCGCGCUUGCGUUGGCCGUGGUGCAUGGUUAUGCCCCGUCGCCGAUGCAGGUACGUCGGGCCCGGCUUCUCACUUAAUGGGCUCUGUAAGGACAACGGCGCGAGUGACAUAAAAU